Molecule: messenger RNA, 2526 nt
Organism: Periophthalmus magnuspinnatus
Lineage: Eukaryota; Metazoa; Chordata; Actinopteri; Gobiiformes; Gobiidae
Gene: pfkmb
Product: phosphofructokinase, muscle b
Exons: 22
Coding region: 105-2441 (778 amino acids)
Biological process (GO): fructose 1,6-bisphosphate metabolic process; canonical glycolysis; fructose 6-phosphate metabolic process
Cellular component (GO): 6-phosphofructokinase complex; membrane; cytoplasm
Molecular function (GO): identical protein binding; 6-phosphofructokinase activity; ATP binding
Source: RefSeq, a predicted model, not a curated record
ACUUUAGUUUCUCUUUAGUUUGUCUUUAGUUUCACACCGGCUCAGAGCUCCUUACUCACAAAUCUCUUGUCCACUCUGCAGUCCACUCCAGACCGGACAGAACCAUGGCACAGACGCAGCCCGUGGACCCCACCAAGAUGGGGGUGGGCCGGGCCAUUGCGGUGCUGACCUCCGGAGGGGACGCUCAGGGUAUGAACGCCGCGGUGAGGGCCACUGUUCGAGUGGGCCUCUACACUGGGGCUAAGGUCUACUUCGUCCAUGAGGGUUACCAGGGUCUGGUGGACGGAGGAGACAACAUCCGCCCUGCGACGUGGGAGAGUGUGUCCAUGAUGCUGCAGCUGGGCGGGACUGUGAUUGGGAGCGCGCGCUGUCAGGACUUUCGCACCAAAGAGGGGCGCACUCGAGCCGCCUGUAACUUGGUCAAACUGGGCAUCACCAACCUGUGUGUGAUCGGAGGAGACGGCAGUUUGACCGGAGCAAACCAGUUCAGGACCGAGUGGGCGGAGCUACUGCAGGACCUGCUCAAGGCCGGUAAGAUCACGGCUCAGGAGGCGAAGUCGUCCUCUCACCUGAACAUCGUGGGGAUGGUGGGCUCCAUCGACAACGACUUCUGUGGCACCGACAUGACCAUCGGCACAGACUCAGCUCUGCACCGCAUCAUCGAGAUCGUCGACGCCAUCACCACCACGGCGCAGAGUCACCAGAGAACCUUCAUCCUGGAGGUGAUGGGGCGACACUGUGGAUACUUGGCGUUGGUCACGGCUCUGUCCUGUGGAGCCGACUGGGUCUUUAUCCCCGAGAUGCCUCCUGACAACGGCUGGGAGGAGCAUCUCUGUAGACGCCUCAGUGAUCAAAGGGGGCGUGGCUCCCGUUUGAACAUCAUCAUUGUGGCUGAAGGAGCGAUGGACCUCAAAGGAAAACCCAUCACCUGUGACCAGAUCAAAAAGUUGGUCUCUGAGAAAAUGGGCUUCGACACUCGCAGCACCAUCCUGGGUCACGUGCAGAGAGGAGGAACGCCCUCGGCCUUCGACAGGAUCCUGGCGAGCCGUAUGGGGGUGGAGGCGGUCAUGGCUCUGCUGGAGGCCACCCCCGACACCCCCGCCUGUGUGGUGUCUCUGUCGGGGAACCAGGCCGUGAGACUGCCCCUCAUGGAGUGCGUACAAGUGACCAAAGACGUGACCACAGCGAUGGCGGAGGGGAGGUUUGAAGAGGCCGUGAAGCUCAGGGGAAAGAGUUUUGAGAAUAACUGGAACACCUACAAAAUGCUGGCUCAUGUCCACCUCCCCAAAGUGAAGAGUAACAUAAACAUUGCGAUUCUGAACGUGGGCGCCCCCUGUGCUGGGAUGAACGCCGCCGUGCGCUCGGCCGUGAGGAUCGGCAUUCUGCAGGGACAUCAGAUGUUAGCGGUGCACGACAGCUUCGAUGGACUGGCUCACGGCAUGAUUGAGCCCAUUGGUUGGAGUGAUGUUGGAGGGUGGACUGGAAAAGGUGGAUCCAUGUUGGGGACUAAGAGAUCUCUCCCAAAUGAAUUCAUGGAGGAAAUCAGUCUGAGCAUCACCAAGUUCAACAUCCACAGCCUGAUCAUCAUUGGAGGAUUUGAGGCGUUUGUGGGCGGUCUGCAGUUGGUCCAGGCCCGGGAGAAGUAUGAGGAGCUGUGUAUUCCUCUGGUGGUGGUUCCGGCCACAGUCUCCAACAACGUCCCAGGAACUGACUUCAGCAUCGGAGCGGACACUGCCCUCAACACCAUCACCAUGACCUGUGACAGGAUCAAGCAGUCUGCAGCGGGCACCAAGAGGAGAGUGUUCAUAGUGGAGACGAUGGGGGGAUACUGCGGUUAUCUGGCAACCAUGGCUGGGCUGGCCUCUGGGGCUGAUGCUGCUUAUAUCUAUGAGGAGCCAUUCAACAUCCAUGAUCUGGAGGUAAACGUGGAGCAUCUGGUGGAGAAGAUGAAGACCACAGUAAAGAGAGGACUCAUUUUGAGAAAUGAAAAAUGCAACGCCAACUACACAACAGACUUCAUUUUUAACCUGUAUUCGGAGGAGGGGAAGGGAGUGUUUGACUGCAGGAAGAAUGUCCUGGGACACAUGCAACAGGGAGGGACACCCAGCCCGUUUGACAGGAACUUUGGCACAAAAAUGGGACUCAAGUCUGUGCUUUGGUUGACUGAUAAACUGAAGGAGUGCUACAGACACGGUCGGAUUUUUGCCAAUUCUCCCGACACAGCCUGUAUUCUGGGAAUGAAGAAGAGAUCCAUGGUUUUCCAGCCUCUUUCAGAAGCCAAAGAAUGCACUGACUUUGAGCAUCGCAUCCCGACCGAACAGUGGUGGCUGAAGCUGAGGCCGAUCCUGAAGAUUCUGGCCAAAUACAAGAUCAACCUGGACACGUCAGAGAAGACUGAGAUAGAGCACAUCGUCAAAACCAGAGGGCAUGUGCCCAAAUAAACACAUACUCUGCUAUACACCCCUGAAACAGUGGACACGUGCAAUAAUCAACUCGAAUAAUAAUAAUAAAGCUAUAUUUAUGGAA